AAGAGAAUGCAGAGAUCACGCUGGAUGUAUCCCUGGCCUAUCGUGAUGACAUGUUUGAUGACUGGAAGGAAAUAGCACAUGCAAUAGAGAUCAGGAAGCUGAAAUGCUCCUUCGGCUCACCAAAAACCCUGGAGUCCGAGGGCCGUCACUACGACUGUGACUUCCUGCCCUUCAUGGAGAUUGGCAGCGUGGCUCACAAGUACUACCUCAUCAACAUCCGCCUGCCCGUGAACGAGAGGAAGGGCAUCAACGUGGGCAUCGGGGAGAUCAAGGACAUCCGCCUCGUGGGCAUCCAUCAGAACGGAGGCUUUACAAAGGUGUGGUUUGCCAUGAAGACCUUCCUCACACCCAGCAUUUUAAUCAUCAUGGUCUGGUACUGGAGACGGAUCACGCUGAUGACACGUGCUCCUGUCCUGCUGGAGAAGGUCAUCUUUGCUCUGGGAAUUUCCAUGACGUUCAUUAACAUCCCUGUGGAGUGGUUUUCCAUUGGAUUUGACUGGACUUGGAUGUUGCUCUUUGGAGACAUUCGACAAGGCAUUUUCUAUGCCAUGCUCCUGUCUUUUUGGAUCAUCUUCUGUGGGGAGCACAUGAUGGACCAGAACGAGCGGAAUCGUCUCUCGGGGUACUGGAAGCAGGUUGGACCCAUAGCUGUUGGCUCCUUCUGCCUCUUCAUCUUUGACAUGUGUGAGAGGGGAGUGCAGCUGAAGAACCCCUUCUACAGCAUCUGGACCACUGAAGUUGGCACGGAGCUGGCUAUGGCCUUUAUUAUAGUUGCCGGAAUCUGCCUGUGUCUCUAUUUCCUCUUCCUGUGUUUUAUGGUCUUCCAAGUGUUCAGGAACAUCAGUGGGAAGCAGUCAAGCCUCCCAGCCAUGAGCAAGGCUCGUCGCCUUCAUUACGAGGGGCUGAUUUUUAGGUUCAAGUUCCUGAUGCUCAUCACCCUGGCGUGCGCAGCCAUGACCGUCAUCUUCUUCAUCGUGAGCCAGGUGACUGAAGGCCACUGGAAGUGGGGGGACAUCACGAUACAAGUGAACAGUGCCUUUUUCACCGGCAUCUACGGCAUGUGGAACCUCUACGUGUUCGCCCUCAUGUUCCUGUACGCGCCGUCACACAAGAACUACGGUGAAGACCAGUCCAAUGGUGACCUGGGAGUCAACAGCGGGGAAGAGCUCCAGCUCACCACCACCAUCACCCACGUGGAUGGUCCCACGGAGGUUUACAAGCUGGCUCGGAAGGAGGCUCAGGAGUAA
Messenger RNA from Nestor notabilis (Kea), 1247 nucleotides. It is a transcript of the gene WLS, whose product is annotated as wntless Wnt ligand secretion mediator. Gene Ontology annotation, biological process: intracellular protein transport; Wnt protein secretion; Wnt signaling pathway. Gene Ontology annotation, molecular function: Wnt-protein binding. NCBI's taxonomy places the organism in Eukaryota, Metazoa, Chordata, Aves, Psittaciformes, Psittacidae. The transcript has 10 exons. The annotation marks the transcript as partial. The record is from RefSeq and is a predicted model, not a curated record. Gene Ontology annotation, cellular component: endomembrane system; organelle membrane.